AUGUCGGCCUUACCACCACAAGCAGACGCCUCUGCUGCACCCGCCGCCGCAAUUGCGGGUCCCAACGCGCCCUCGACGGCCGAGAAAUCCGUUUUCGACACUUCGGACCGCCUGGUUUUCGACACGAACGCGCUGCUGUCGAAAAUGGGCUUCGGCGACCGCGCGUUCGCCAGCGCGGCCGACCUCGUGGCCAGCGUGUCGUCCAUGAGCGUGGCGCUGUACGAGAAGCUGUUCCAGUUCCGUCUGCGCGACGUGGAGCGCGUGCCGCGCACUCGUCAGGACUACGAGCACAACGCGCAGCUCGUGGCGGACGCGCUGCGCAGCGCGCUGCUGGAGCAGAGCAGCGACGGUGACAGUGUGGAUGAGGAGCUCACGGGCCAGCGGCUGUGUGCCGGAGACUUGGGCAGCAUCCGCCUACUGCUGGGCAUGCUGGAGCAGGUCUACACGCUGCUGUUCGAGGAGAGCCAGGAGGUCGGCGACCGACUGCGAGACGUGAGUCUCGCCAGCCUCGGGAUGGCUACAACGGAGGUGCUGGCGGCCUCGAAGCGCAGGGUGCCGCCCAAGUUCGCUAAGAAGCAGAGGAAGGAGAGUCAAAAGACGGUGGACAGUGCACCGAAAAGUGGCGACCCGGAGAGGACGAGUCUGCGCGAGACACGGAUGAGUAAGGACGUUCGGAGUGGAAGGAGAAGUGCUUCUCAGUCACGGGUAGGGCAGAAACAGGAGGAGGUUCGAGUCGGACGCGCUGUUACUGCUAAGGAGGAGCUGCGGAGGAGGAGGACGUCGUCUUCGAGCGGGGCGAACAGGUCACGGCUGGAGGUUUCGACGACGAGAGCGGAUGCAAUUGCUGCGAACAACAAGAAGCGGUCUCGACUACUGGAGCAGUCGUUCAGGGCGAGUAGCACCAGCAGGGCGGAGCUUGCAGCCAAGGAGGCGGCGAGCAGGAAAGCAGCGCUGGGACGUUCCCGUGUUUCCGUAAAGUCGACGGCAAGCGGACAGAAGAAGCAGCAGGAGACUGAGCAGGAACUGCUGGAAACGAAGAAGUAUGGACGCUUUGUAGCCGCGGCAGGCAGUGCCAGCUCGGAUGAAGACAAGCCCAGCGAGGAGAGGCCCACGGAGGGAAAGCGGGGUGCGUUCUUCGAAGGAGUGUCGUCUGUUCAGCAUAACAGCGACGAGAGCAUGCACUUCAUGGAUGAUGAAGGCGCCUUCGCACAAAACUUUUCAUCGAUUAGCAUUGAAGAUGCAGAACCCGAGGCAACGGAAGGCGAACUUCGAGCAGAACCCGACACUGCAGAUCAAGAAAACGCCCAGCCAAACGAGAACGUUCCGCACAAGAAAAGCUCUAACCAGCAGGAAGCUGAAGAGGAAGACGGCACAACAUCAAGUCCCGUUAAGAAGAAGGUAGCGCGCGACGAGCCUCAUGCUCCGGAGCGGCCGUCUUCCACACAUAGGACAAGGCGUGACCAAUCUAAAUCGCUCUACCCGCUUGUCCCGAAGUCGAAGCAUGCCGCAUCGGCAUCAAAGGCUCAAGCCCAGUACCUCCGGUAUAAGUUGUCACUGAAGAACCACUUGCAGGAGCUGCGACAGCGAGAGGCUUCGCAGAGGCAGCACUUGGAGCGCGCGUACAAGUCGGGCGAGCACAUGGCGAACGUGGACAAGAUCCGAUCUCGUCGAUUCGAACAAGACGUGCGUCUGCAUCGCAUCGCCAUCGGACUGGAGGCCAAGAACGAGGAGGAGAAGCAGCUUCGUCAGGCGAUGAAUCACCUGCUUGAUCUGGAGAAGGAGAAGCUGAGGGAGGAGCACCGCAUGACGACUUCGGUGCUGAAGCAGAUUCAGAAGGAGCACGCGGAGCGCGAGCAGGCCAUGGAGAACUUCUACGCGAACCAGAUCCAGCUCGUCAGGGAGCAAACACGCCGAGAAGCCAAGGAGCGUGAGCUUGUGGAGAAGGCUCAGCGCUCAGCGUCUGAGAAGAUGAUGCGUGAACUCCGUCACGAGCGCGAGAACCAAUUGGCAGCUCUUCUGCAGGAGAAGCAGCACUUGGAGGAGACGCGCAGGUUCCGCCACGCCUCGCAGAUGGCGCAGCUGCUGGAAAAGACUGACGAGCGAUCGGCAAGGAGAACCGAUGCCUUCUACACUGCAGCAAUGAAGGCGCGUGAGCGCCACACCGUAAGAAAGCAGCAGACACAGUCACUACGGCGUACCAGCCUGGAUCCCUACCGAAGUGGCACGAAGCGAUCAACCAGGCUCUCGACAAGUCCCAUAAGAUAA
This is a messenger RNA of Phytophthora sojae, 2265 nucleotides long. RefSeq lists its product as hypothetical. The record is from RefSeq and is a predicted model, not a curated record. The transcript has a single exon. The coding region runs from base 1 to 2265 and encodes 754 amino acids. Lineage: Eukaryota; Oomycota; Peronosporomycetes; Peronosporales; Peronosporaceae.